AAACAUUUAGACAUGGCAUCAUGAUGGAGCUGGGACUCCAGCGCUGAUUUGUUAAAAGCAAGAAGAGCUCAAGGUGUAAGCAGAAGAAGAGCACACACUGUGGACUCUGGGCGUCCUCCGGUGCAGAUGGGUGAGACGGAGGACGAGCGUACGGCUCAGGCCGGCCAGCUCUUUGAGAACUUCGUCCAGGCGUCCACCUGCAAAGGGACUCUGCAGGCCUUCAGUAUUCUCUGCAGACAGCUGGAGCUGGAUCCUCUGGACUACAGAAACUUCUACAGCUCGCUGAAGGCAGCGGUCAGCACCUGGAAGGUCAAAGCCUUGUGGACUAAACUGGACAAAAGGGCCGAGCAGAAGGUCUACAACCAGAAUAAAGCCUGCCUGGGCACAAGGUGUCUGAUCAUCGGCGGGGGUCCCUGCGGUCUGCGGUCGGCCAUCGAGUUGGCCCUGCUGGGCUGUAAAGUGGUGGUGAUCGAGAAGAGAGACACCUUCUCCAGAAACAACGUGCUCCAUCUCUGGCCCUACACCAUCCACGACCUCAGGGCGCUCGGUGCCAAGAAGUUCUACGGCAAGUUCUGCGCUGGCUCCAUCGACCACAUCAGUAUCCGCCAGCUGCAGCUGAUGCUGCUGAAAGUGAGCCUGAUCCUGGGAGUGGAGAUCCACGUCAAUGUGGAAUUUCUCAAACUGGUGGAGCCUCCAGAGGAGCAAACUGAUGACAGUCCGGGGUGGCGAGCGGAGAUCCAGCCCUCCAACCACCCUGUUUCAGACUUCGAGUUCGACGUGGUGAUCGGAGCCGACGGGCGCAAAAGCACUCUGGAUGGUUUCACUCGCAAGGAGUUUCGAGGGAAGCUAGCCAUCGCCAUCACGGCUAACUUCGUCAACAGGAACACCACAGCAGAGGCCAAAGUGGAAGAGAUCAGUGGCGUGGCCUUCAUCUUCAACCAGAAGUUCUUCCUUGAACUCAAAGAUGAGACGGGCAUUGACUUGGAAAACAUCGUUUACUACAAGGACAACACCCACUACUUUGUGAUGACGGCGAAAAAGCAGAGCCUUCUGGACAAAAGGGUCAUCAUAAAUGACUACAUAGAAACAGAGCGACUGCUGGCCUAUGAUAACGUCAACCAGGAAGCGUUGCUUUCUUACGCCCGUGAGGCCGCUGACUUCGGCACCAACUACCAGCUGCCGUCGCUGGACUACGCCAUCAACCACUACGGGCAACCGGACGUGGCCAUGUUCGACUUCACCUGCAUGUACGCCUCAGAGAACGCCGCCCUGAUCAGGGAGAAACAUGGACACCAGCUGCUGGUCGCGCUGGUGGGAGACAGCCUUCUGGAGCCCUUCUGGCCGAUGGGAACGGGUUGUGCUCGGGGUUUUCUGGCUGCGUUCGACACCGUUUGGAUGGUGCGGGGCUGGGCUCAGGGGAGGAACUCCCUGGAGGUGCUGGCAGAGAGGGAGAGUAUUUACCGCCUGCUGCCUCAGACCACACCGGAGAACAUCAGUAAAAACUUUGAACAGUACACCAUCGAUCCCGCCACCCGUUACCCCAACCUGAACUCCAGCUGUGUCCGUCCUCACCAGGUGCGUCACCUGUUCAUCGACGGUCAGCAGAACUCAAGUUGGAUUGAAAAAGGAGUGCCGGCUCGAAGAUCAACCAACCUGUGUAGAAAAGAGUCCGAGGUCCGACCCGGCCGCCUGCUGACCUGGUGUCAGAGGCAGACCCGGGGGUACCGGGGGGUGGAUGUCGCCAACCUCACGUCCUCCUGGAGGAACGGCCUGGCCCUGUGUGCACUCAUCCACGGACAGAGGCCUGAGCUGAUUGACUUUGACUCUCUGAACGAAGGGGAUGUGGCGGGGAACAACCAGCUGGCGUUUGAUGUGGCCGAGCGAGAGUUCAACAUCCAGCCGGUGACCACAGGAAAGGAGAUGGCUGCCAGCACUGAGCCGGACAAGCUGCUGAUGGUCCUCUACCUCUCCAAGUUCUUCGAAGCCUUCAGGAAGUCGUCGCCGAACAGCAGCGUGGCUAAAGAAGCAGAUGAAAAUGGGGAAGAAUAUCCAUCUAAAAGCAGCUGCAAGCUGCUGAACCUGCCGCAGCCCAGGAAGAGGAUACCCAGGGAUGAGAAGAAACCAGAGGAUGAUUCUGUUAAUAAGAGACGACGGAGGGGGAGCAACUACCUCACUGAGCUGUCCUGCCACAGUGCGCCUCCUGCUGGUGAGGACGGGGAGUUACGGGAGAACAAGGUGCGCUUCAUGGCCACCCAGCUGCUGGCCAAGUUUGAAGAGAACUCCUCAACAGCAAAUAUACACACCAAGUCUGAGAACCCGUCCAGUCCGUCCUCUUCUCCUCCUCUGUCUCCUUCCACCACCCCGACAUUCUCAGAUGAAGAAGAGGAGAAUCCCCGUUUUGCCAAACCCAAAGAUUCACCCUCUCCUCCUCCUCCUCCUCCUCCUCCCCCUCGCCCCAGGUGGCAGCCUUCUGUUUACCUUCGUUUACUGGAGAACCCCGGCGCAGUGGUUCAGCAAACCUCCUGCUUCUCUCCUCCUGACUCGUCUCACAGCCUCAGUCGCGCUCCCUCACCUCUGCGCUCUAAAAGCCCGUUAGGUGCUCCAGACUCCCCGACUCGUUUCUCUGCUUCCGCUCCGGACGGCGAUCCGUCCUCUGACGUGUCCGAGCGGCAGAGCAAAAACCCAAAGCUGUCGGCUGGAGAGUUUUCCAGGAGGAGCAUAAAGGAGAGAGCUGUCCUCAUCUCCUCCAUGUUUCACGGGUCCACUUCCAAAGCUAACUAUCCGAGGGGUGAACUAUCUGCCUCCUCUUCUCCAUCACCACCACCUCCUCCUCCUCCUCCUCUUCUGUCUAAGAGCUCCAGCCCAUACCCUGCGGUCCACCCUGUCCCUGACCCCACCAUCCAGACUGGUUUCUCUCCUGAACAUAAAGACAAGAUCCCCUCGUUCUCUCCUCCGUCUUACACCGACUCUGAAAAAACUGAGCAAACCUCUCCUCUCUGCGCCGAUUCCUCCCCGUCCAACAGCGACCCUCCUCCUCUUGUCUCCUCAUCUCACACCCAUGAGAGUCGGAACGGCUCCGCUUAUCACGACAGCGAGGGGAUAAACGAGGGUUCGCUGAGUGAGCUGGAACAUGAGAAAGCUCAUGGAAAUGCUCAGGAGUUGUUUCAGAAUAAAACUUUAGCUGUCAAAGAUUACUUGAAGUGUUCUGGGAGCUGUGACGACCUGUGCGCCCGAAGAAACGCCCCUAAGUCAGUGGUCCGCUCUGAGAGUUGUCCCUCUGCAGCUCCUGGUUACAGUAAAGAGCGCACAAUUGGAAAGGUUUCCUCAGCCAUCGAUGCUAAAGCUCAGGUUCUGGCCAUCCUUUAUGAGACAGACCACAGGCCCGGUGCCCCACCGUGUGUGGGACGUAAGGAGCUGCCUCCCGGGCUCGGCGGCAGCGACGUCUGCCACUUCUGCUCCAAGAGGGUCUACGUGAUGGAGCGGCUCAGCGCCGAAGGCUACUUCUUCCACCGCGGCUGCUUCCGCUGUCAUGUCUGUAACUGCACCCUUCGUCUGGGAGGCCACGCCUUCCACUCGCAGGAGGCCAAAUUCUACUGCAAGAUGCAUUUUUCCCAGCGCCAGUCCAGCUCUCACCUGGGCGGUGUUCGAAGGGAAACGGAUGACCAAAGCCACAUAAAACCCUCUCCUCUGGACAGCCGGAUGUUUCCCUCCACGGGCCGAGUCCAACCCGCAGGCGAGACCACCAGCCUGCGGUCUGAGGGUCAGAGGAUGUUUCCCGAGGACAUGGAGCUGGCUGUCGACGCUCUGGAAACUUCCUGCAUAGUUGGACCUGCGAAGGAAGAAGAUGCUGCAGCCAAAGGUCAAAUCCUGGACGGCACCAGAGGUCUCUGUAACGUCAAACAGAAUAAUCGAUGGAAAAGAAAGAUCCGCACCGCGCUCCCUGUGAUCUUAGUCAAACACUUUCACACUGAGCCGAACAAACAGAGACCAGAGACCGUCCCUGAAGUCGACUGUGAGGAAACCGUUUCCACAGAGGCCAAAGGUAUUUCUAAACCAUCAACAGACACCAGGAAUCGUUGGAAGGGAAGUGAGAAAAGUUCUGAUCCCUCAGCUGCAGAGAAGUCGGCCUCCAACAGGAAGCGGUUAACGUUGACCCAGGCCGACAAGGAGAAGCUUCUGAACUGGGACGAGGGGCUGACACCAGAGGAGCGUGCCUUCAGCAGCACGAGCGUGCGUCAGGAGCAGGUUCAAGCAGAGGCAGAUAAGCUCCAGACGAACUCCGGCCAAAACCAAACAGCAUCCCAGAGCCAAGCCCCCGCGUCCUCGGCCUCUGCCUUCCAGGCUCUGUCCAGCGUCUUCAGGAGAACGUUUAGUGGGAGCGCUCGCUCCAGCAGCCCCAGCACGUCCGUCGUAAUGAGAAGCAAACGUGACGGCUCCCGCAAACGCAGGCCCGUGUCUGAGGGAGCGUUCUGCCCCGUGGCUCCGGAGUCCUCCGCAGAGGGGAGGAGGAGGACCGGCGUGCACGGCGUCCGCUGGGCGUCCGUGAGCUCGGACCCGUGGGGGGCGGGGCAGGACCUCCCUUCCUUACUGCAGCAGGUGUCCCUGAAGGGCCGCAGGGAAUCCGAGGGGUCGUUCGUGGACGACGUGGGCUCGCUGUCCCCGAACAGUGUGGACUUGUUUUCAAGCAUUCGCAUCAGGAAGAGGGCGGGGUCAACGGGUGGCGGCGACGAGCAGGAGGCUCAGAAAGAAAUCAGAACGGUCCUGUCCAACCUGAGGAACAAAGCCUCCAGUCAGCAGAGUCUUGAGGAUUUGUCCUCGAGUGAUGACGACUACGAGGACCUGACGUCCAGUCACAUGCUUUUUUCAGACAGACUAAAGGAAAGGCAGGAAAAGAUGGCCGCCCUGCAGGCAAAACGAGAGCAGCUGAAGAGACUUCACAGAGCUCAGGCCAUUCAGAGACAACUGGAGGAAGUUGAGGAGAAACAGAGGGAUCUGGAGGAGAGGGGCGUGACGAUAGAAAAGAUCCUGAGAGGAGAAGACGCUCCUGAGACCGAGGACCGCGACGAGGCCCAGCUCUACCAGGCCUGGUUUCAGCUGGUUCUGGAGAAGAACAGACUGGCACGCUACGAGUCAGAGCUCAUGAUCUUUGCUCAGGAGCUGGCGUUAGAGGACACCCAGAGCCGGCUGCAGCAGGAUCUGAGGCGCCGGAUGUCAGUUGAAGACUCGGAGAAGAGUGCCUCUGACCUGCGGAAGGAGCAGGAGAUCCUGGCAGAGAUGAUGAGGACGGUGGAGAAGAGGGACAUGCUGGUGUCCAUCCUGGAGGAGCAGAGGCUGAGGGAGAAGGCCGAGGACCGGGACCUGGAGAGUCUGAUCUUGUCUAAAGGCUACGAGUUUCGCUGGGCUGACAACGAUGACCUCUGGGGCUCGGAGAAGCUGGAGUGAGACCUGGUUAUGGGAUAAAUCUUGUGCCAGCAGGAAUUUAAUCUGAAUUGCUCAGAUUGAAUCUGAAUGUGCGUCAUUUGAAACU
Messenger RNA from Austrofundulus limnaeus, 5527 nucleotides. It is a transcript of the gene mical2b, whose product is annotated as microtubule associated monooxygenase, calponin and LIM domain containing 2b. The record is from RefSeq and is a predicted model, not a curated record. NCBI's taxonomy places the organism in Eukaryota, Metazoa, Chordata, Actinopteri, Cyprinodontiformes, Rivulidae. Gene Ontology annotation, molecular function: protein binding; FAD binding.